AUGGAAAAGGAUGGCUCUAACAUGUUUUCUUCCAUAAUAUUGGAUGGAGAUCAACAUGGUUAUUCUGCUGAAUCCUGUACAGUCGAGAAGAAGCUCAAAUUAUUUGGAUUCGAGCUGAAUCCAUAUAAGAAUAACGAGAGUAGCAUGAAAGGGUGUACGGAAGGAGAUCAUGAGAGUGUGAAUUCGUCAAAUACUGUACUGUCAUCUGAAAGGGAAAAACCUGUCAAGGUGAAAAGCUCUAGUACUGGUCAUCAUGAGACUGCAGACGAUAAGAAGUUUGAGUGCCAGUAUUGUUUCAAGGAGUUUGCGAAUUCACAGGCAUUGGGGGGUCAUCAAAAUGCCCAUAAGAAAGAAAGAAUGAAGAAGAAGAGACUGCAACUUCAAGCUAGGAAGGCGAGCCUCAGCUGUUACCUUCAACCUUGGCAAAAUAACCUCAGUAAUUACAAUUAUCCAUAUGGCUCAACUACUACUCCAUGGUUCUUCGAUCCCUCAUGCUCUACUACUCCCGAUCAGUUCACGCUCUAUGAGGAGUCUCAGAUUAGUUUCAAUCCAUACGAAGAUUCCCACCUUAAUGAUUCUCAGGUAUCAAAGUGGUAUGGUGUUCCAGCUCAGGUCUCUUUCCAACAAGAUACUCAUAACAAGUUCACUUUCACGCAUGCUGAGAGAUCCAGAGAGAAGCCUCCUUCUUUGCUUGCUUCCAAGAAAACCUGUAAAUCUGUGGAUCUUAAGUUAGGCCUCAGCUUGCAAUCAACUAUUCAAAGCUCCUCCAGAACUGGGAUAUAA
Dovyalis caffra is the source of this 783-nucleotide messenger RNA. NCBI's taxonomy places the organism in Eukaryota, Viridiplantae, Streptophyta, Magnoliopsida, Malpighiales, Salicaceae. The record is from the annotation of a GenBank genome assembly.